Manis pentadactyla (Chinese pangolin) is the source of this 1835-nucleotide messenger RNA. It is a transcript of the gene PTDSS2, whose product is annotated as phosphatidylserine synthase 2. Gene Ontology annotation, biological process: phosphatidylserine biosynthetic process. The record is from RefSeq and is a predicted model, not a curated record. Gene Ontology annotation, molecular function: L-serine-phosphatidylethanolamine phosphatidyltransferase activity. The transcript has 13 exons. The coding region runs from base 723 to 1619 and encodes 298 amino acids. Lineage: Eukaryota; Metazoa; Chordata; Mammalia; Pholidota; Manidae.
CUUCCCAGCGCUCCCCGCGCUGUGCGCGGCGCCUCGCGAACGUGGGGUCAAGGCGCGGGGCGGAGCGGCCGGGAAGGCGCCAUGCGAAGGGGCGAGCGCAGGGGCGCUGGGGGGCCGCGGCCGGGGUCUCCGGUACCCGCGGGCAAAGCUGCGCUGGAGGAGCCGCCAGACGGCGCGCCCGCGGGCCGAGCGGCCGGGCCGGGUGCGGGCCGCCGCAGCACCGAGUCCGAGGUCUACGACGACGGCACCAACACUUUCUUUUGGCGAGCCCACACCUUAACCGUGCUCUUCAUUCUCACCUGUGUGCUUGGCUAUGUGACUCUGCUGGAGGAGACGCCCCGGGACACGGCCUACAACACCAAGAGGUGACCGGGCCCCAAGGUAUUGUGGCCAGUAUUUUGGUUUUCUUAUGUUUUGGAGUCACACAAGCUAAAGACGGGCCAUUUUCCAGACCUCAUCCAGCCUACUGGAGGUUUUGGCUCUGUGUUAGUGUGGUCUACGAGCUGUUUCUCAUCUUCAUACUCUUCCAGACCGUCCAGGAUGGCCGCCAGUUCCUGAAGUAUGUGGACCCCAGGCUGGGGGCCCCACUGCCCGAGAGGGACUACGGGGGAAACUGCCUCAUCUAUGAUGCGGACAACAAGACCGACCCCUUUCACAACAUCUGGGACAAGCUAGAUGGCUUCGUGCCUGCACACUUUCUUGGCUGGUACCUGAAGACCCUGAUGAUCCGCGAGUGGUGGAUGUGUACCAUCAUCAGCGUCAUGUUCGAGUUCCUGGAGUACAGCCUGGAGCACCAGCUGCCCAACUUCAGCGAGUGCUGGUGGGACCACUGGAUCAUGGACGUGCUCAUCUGCAACGGGCUGGGCAUCUACUGCGGCAUGAAGACCCUCGAGUGGCUGUCCCUGAAGACAUACAAGUGGCAGGGCCUCUGGAACAUUCCAACCUACAAGGGCAAGAUGAAGAGGAUUGCGUUCCAGUUCACACCUUACAGCUGGGUCCGCUUCGAGUGGAAGCCUGCCUCCAGCCUGCGCCGCUGGCUGGCCGUGUGCGGCAUCAUCCUGGUGUUUCUGUUGGCAGAGCUGAACACGUUCUACCUGAAGUUUGUGCUGUGGCUGCCCCCCGAGCACUACCUGGUCCUCCUGCGACUGGUCUUCUUUGUGAACGUGGGUGGCGUGGCCAUGCGGGAGAUCUACGACUUCAUGGAUGACCCGAGGCUGCACAAGAAGCUGGGUCAGCAGGCCUGGCUGGUGGCAGCCAUCACAGCCACGGAGCUGCUCAUCGUGGUGAAGUAUGACCCGCACACGCUCACGCUGUCCCUGCCCUUCUACAUCUCCCAGUGCUGGACACUCGGCUCUGUGCUGGUGCUCACGUGGACCGUGUGGCGUUUCUUCCUACGGGACAUCACCCUGAGGUACAAGGAGACCCGCCGGCAGAAACAGCAGAACCGUGGUGACCAGGGCACAGCUGUGGGCCACAUGCAUGGGCCCCCACCUGGGCCAGAAGACCCCGAGGUGACCUGGCGCCUGGACAGAGGCUCACGGUGCUGCCUGCUCCAGUCCAUGCGCUCCGGGCCACACUGGGCCCUGCUGGCCCCCAUCGGCCCCCUAGACCAUGUAUGAGGGAUGAUAGCCCUGGGAUACUAGACAGCCAGAAGGAGCCCUCGCCUGGCCCAACUGUUGGGGGUUGGAGGUGUCACUGACAGGCCUGAGGGGCAUUGAGGCAGGAGCUGGAAGGCCUAGUGCUCCAGGUCAAGGAGGGGCUGCAGGACCUCCGUGGCCUGAGCCGAGGGUCACGUCCAUGAGCAAACAGAACAAAUAAAGCAACUGAGGACUGCA